Nerophis lumbriciformis (worm pipefish) is the source of this 2776-nucleotide messenger RNA. Its product is annotated as NGFI-A-binding protein 1-like. Gene Ontology annotation, molecular function: transcription coregulator activity; transcription factor binding. NCBI's taxonomy places the organism in Eukaryota, Metazoa, Chordata, Actinopteri, Syngnathiformes, Syngnathidae. The record is from RefSeq and is a predicted model, not a curated record. Gene Ontology annotation, biological process: negative regulation of DNA-templated transcription. Gene Ontology annotation, cellular component: nucleus.
UGUGCAGGGGAGUGGAGAAGGUCUGGGAGAGGACUCGCACACGCACACGGUUUACACGCGCGCGCGCGCAUACAAACACACGCUAUACACGCUCGGAGGGAAAAGGGGAGCUUAAAAAUCUUUUUUUUUUUUCCAAUAAUUUUUGCGCCUUUUGCUUUUUUUUGAAGAGGGAAACUUUCCAGAGGAGUCUCGCUGCGACAAAGAAAGGUGCUGAGGACUAUUUAGAGAAAGAAAAGGAACCCUGACCUGACCCCCCCCCCCAAACACACACCAGUUAUGGCCGCGGUCUUGCCGAGGACGCUGGGUGAGCUGCAGCUCUACCGGAUCCUGCAGCGAGCCAACCUUCUCUACUACUAUGAAGCCUUCAUCCAGCAGGGCGGUGACGAUGUGCAGCAGCUGUGCGAGGCCGGUGAGGAGGAGUUCCUGGAGAUCAUGGCACUGGUCGGUAUGGCCAGUAAGCCACUGCACGUACGCCGCUUGCAGAAAGCGCUACGCGACUGGGUCACCAACCCGGCCAUCUUCAACCAGCCCCUGACCUCACUGCCGGUCUGCAGCAUCCCUGUCUACAAGCUGCCUGAAGGCUCGCCGACAUUACUGAGUCCCCAGGACCGGGCCAAUACAUCCAGCACCAAGAUGACCAAAGCGGUCGCGACCUGCUCAGAUGCAGGAAAGCUGGACUUGACCCGGGACAAAGUGUCCGUAGGGUCUCCCCUCCAGGGAAAUAGCGAAGCUCGGUUCUGGUCGGGACACAGCAACGAUAGCGAGCACAGUCUUUCACCCUCUGACCUGGGCUCGCCGUCCUCACCCAGAGAUGUGAUGGAGGCUCUGGAUGCGGCUGCCGUGCAGUCGGUCCUAGAGUGCGUGGACAGGAUGGCACCAGGACUUGCCAAGGCGGACAUUGCUGAUGUCAAGGAGCAGCUCAAGAGCAACAAGAAACUGGCAAAGAUGGUCGGACACAUAUUUGACCUGAGCGACGAGGAUCCGCGGAGGGAGGAGGAGAUUCGCAAAUACAGCGCCAUCUACGGACGCUUCGAUUCAAAGAGGAGGGACGGCAAACACCUGACACUCCAUGAGCUGACAGUGAACGAGGCAGCAGCACAGCUCUGCAUGAGGGACACUGCCCUGCUGACCCGCCGCGAUGAGCUCUUUGGACUCGCCCGGCAGAUCUCUAGAGAAGUCACCUAUAAGUACACCUACCGCACCAGCAAGUCUCGCUGUGGAGAUGAGCCCUCUCCCAAAAGAAUUAAAACUGAGGAGAACUUCUUUGACAUCCAGGAGGCGCUGCAGGCCAUUCACAUGAGGCAGGAGAUGCUGCGGGAGCAGCUGGCCUGCGCUAAGUCCAAAGGAGACGAAAGCAUCGGACGGAAUCUGCAGAUGCAGCUGGAGCGUCUGCUGGCGAGGCAGAUGGAGAUCCUGCAGGAUGCGGCGGUGCAGGAGCGGCUUCAGGCUCUGGACUGGAGGAUCCCCCCCGCCGCCUUGAAGUACCUGACUGACGCCCAGAACACCAACGGGGCCGGGGGUGACGCCAGCAGAGAGACCCAGGAUGAGCGACCCAUGAACCUGCGAGUUGUCAGUCAAACCAUGCAGGAAGGUGACCUCCCGCUGGGCAAACAGCUGGCCAACGAGCUGAAACGUCAUCACAACCACAACAGCAGCACAGAAGAGACCAAAACAGCAGCAACAGAAAACGGGACUUCACAGCGGGCGUCCAGCAGCACAGACAAAAAGACCAUCAAGUCGGAACCGGAAGACUCCACAUAGUGCCUCCUGCUUGCUCCGCCCUCACGUCUCAUCGUAGUAUGCAGUAUUCAGCGUCACUAGAAACUAAGCGAGCACAGUCACAGUAGAGCCUUAACAACCAACGUUGCCUCACGAAGAGUAUUUAUUUUCCUGGGUUUGUGUCAGUGCCGACGCAUCGAAGCGACGCUCGGCGGGUCUCCACUCGAAGCACGUUUGGACACACUUACCUCUCUGAACAUUGUCUUAUUUUUUGCUCUGCCCAUCUGUCCUUCUAAAUCCAACAUCAGUGUCUCUGUUUGUGCUGGAAACAAAAACAGUCCCAGUUAGACUGAGAGCGAGCAUUAGGUUCCUUAUUUUAGGGUCUGGAUGACUCCGCCGCUUUAGUCUGGUGUAUAUUUAUGUGCGGUCUGUUCAGAAGCAGUUUUUUUGUAGUACUAUUACACACCCAAACCUUGUGGGGGGGGGGGGUUCCGGUAACUCGGUAACUGCUGGUGAUCCAGAAGGACACACCUGCAAGCAGAAUAUCCCCCGACUGAAGAUGUGACGCUUCACCAGAAAUCACUUUCAGGCAGUGUGUGUGUGUGUGUGUGUGUGUGUGGGUGUGUGUGUGUGUGUGUGUGGGUGUGUGUUCUUCUAUUUCUACCCUUCUUGAGACGUCCACCAGUAAAAGUACCGUCCAUAUGAAGACCGGUGAACAAGUUAGGACCGAAAUCAUGGUCCCAAUACGGAAAAAAAACAUUGCAUCUGCUAGAGAGCCAAUUACUAGAGUCCGUGAACAUUGCUCCAAAGUCAGGAUUUUUUUUUUGUUUUUUUUUUUUGUUAAUUUAAUGUGCACACAAAAGUAAACAUUGACAGGUGCAAAGGCAGGAAUAUAUCAAUCAAUCAAUCAAUCAAUGUUUAUUUAUAUAGCCCUAAAUCACAAGUGUCUCAAAGGGCUGCACAAGCCACAAACGUCAUCCUCGGUUCAGAGCCCAAAUAAGGGCGAGGAAAAACUCACAACCCAGUGGGAUGUCAAUUUGAAUGAUUAUGAGAAACC